AUGUCUACAGCAACAUUAUUGGUUUCUAUUGAACAACAUUUAUUUCAAAUUGGUGGUCCCAUAUUAUUAUUUAUUGGUAUUACAAGUUGUAUACUAAAUUUGUUAGUACUAAAAAAGAUAAGUCUACGAAAAAGUCCAUGUACAAUCUGUUUAGUUGUUGUUAAUAUUGUCAAUUUUGGCGAUUUGUUUUUCGGUUUACUUUUUGGACUACUUAUGACUGGUUAUGGUAUCGAUCCUACUUCGAACAACAUUGCUCUUUGCCGAGUUCGUUAUUACAUGAACUAUAUUCUUUCAUGCUACGAAGCAUCUUGUCUUAUUUUGGCAUCCAUCGAUCGUGUAUUAGUCACUUCACCAAAUGCUGGAACACGAAGACGUAGCACACGUCGACUAACAAUCAUAAACAUAAUUAUUGUAUGUUCAUUUUGGGCUGUAUUUCAUAUUCAUGCAUUGAUCUUCACACAAAUUGUACAAUAUGGAACUAACUAUUUUGUUUGUAUCUAUCAACCAGGUGAAUACGCUGUAUUCAUAACAUAUUAUUCACUUGUCGUUAUUGGGUGUCUUCCACCUGCACUCAUGACAAUAUUUGGCUGUUGGACAGUGAAAAAUAUUCGUCAAAUAAGUCGUGUAAAACAUGAUGCUAGUACCAGAGGCGCCGGAUCUGUUGUGAUUGGUAGAUCACAUACUCUUCAAUCCAAAGAUCAACAACUUAUCCGAAUGUUAUUUAUUGAUAUUCUUAGCUAUAUUGCUUGUAAGUACCCGGUUUCAAUAAUGCUCAUCUAUCAACAAAUCACAGCAUAUGUUAAUAAAAGUGAUGAGCGACAACAAAUUGAACAAUCAAUCCUCGGAUUCACAUCUUUUUUGUAUUUUGUGGAAAAUAGUAUUGGUUGUUAUACAAAUAUCUUGGCAUCGAAGGCAUUCCGUGCAGAACUAAAACGUAUUCUUUUAAAAAUUGUUCAUUAUUUUCGUUUUCAAUAA
Adineta steineri is the source of this 975-nucleotide messenger RNA. The record is from the annotation of a GenBank genome assembly. NCBI's taxonomy places the organism in Eukaryota, Metazoa, Rotifera, Eurotatoria, Adinetida, Adinetidae.